Arachis stenosperma is the source of this 889-nucleotide messenger RNA. Its product is annotated as protein ALP1-like. Lineage: Eukaryota; Viridiplantae; Streptophyta; Magnoliopsida; Fabales; Fabaceae. Bases 14 to 889 code for a protein of 291 amino acids. The record is from RefSeq and is a predicted model, not a curated record. The transcript has 3 exons.
ACCAAGUAGGAAUAUGGGUGUGGAAGAAAUGGUUGCCAUGUUUUUACAUAUUAUAGCACAUGACGUCAAAAUUAGAGUAAUAAAGAGACAAUUUGUGAGAUCUGAAGAAACAAUUAGUAGGAGGUUUAAUGAUGUAUUGCUUGCUAUUUUGAGAUGUCAUAAUCUCUUACUGAAGAAACCUCAACCAUUUAGCCAGGAUAGAAUGGAUGAACGAUGGAAAUGGUUUAAGGAUUGCCUAGGAGCCUUAGAUGGUACUCAUAUCAAAGUCAAUGUCCUUGAGGCUGACAAGCCUAGAUAUCGAAACAGAAAAGGUGACAUAACAACCAAUGUGCUUGGAGUGGUUGCUCCCGAUAUGCAAUUUAUCUACGUACUGGCGGGUUGGGAGGGUUCAGCUGCGGAUUCUAGGGUAUUGCGAGAUGCACUAUUUCGCAAUGGGUUUAGUGUUCCCCAAGGUCAUUAUUACUUAUGUGAUGCUGGAUAUAUGAAUUGUGAAGGAUUUUUGGCACCUUAUAGAGGACAAAAAUAUCAUUUGAGUGAGUUUAAUCCACAUAAUCAACCUAGUACAGCUCAAGAGUUUUUUAAUAUGAAACACUCACAAGCUAGGAAUGUCAUUGAAAGGGCAUUUGGAGUAUUGAAAGCAAGAUGGGGAAGAUCAUUUUAUCCUAUUAAGACUCAAGGAAGAAUUAUAACUGCUUGUUGCCUUUUGCAUAAUCAUAUUAGAAGAGUGAUGGUUGUGGAUCCUAUUGAUGAGAUAGAAGAUCAAAAUAUACUUGGAGUAGAUGGUGAGACGAUCCACCAUAUUGAAACGAGUGAUGUUUGGGGUAGAUGGAGAGAUCAACUUGCACAAGAAAUGUGGAACCAAUGGAGGAGAAGACAUCACGCUCGAUAA